Messenger RNA from Salmo salar (Atlantic salmon), 1630 nucleotides. RefSeq lists its product as uncharacterized. Lineage: Eukaryota; Metazoa; Chordata; Actinopteri; Salmoniformes; Salmonidae. Gene Ontology annotation, biological process: response to bacterium. The record is from RefSeq and is a predicted model, not a curated record.
CUUAGGUAACCAACCAGCUUGCUGGUGGGAACAUUUUACAGGAAGUGUAGCAUGAUUUACUUUUCUCCCGCCUAUCAUAUAGGUCUGUGAGUAUAGACUUGCCAAUUUUGCAUUUCAUGGGCAGAGGACAACUGCACCAGGCGUGUAAGAGCUACUCACCAAGAUGAUCAAAAUUGGAGUGAUUGUGGUACUUCUCAGUUUGAUGUAUGUGACACAAUGCAAUGAUGUUCAGUAUCAAACUCAAGUUCGGGAGGUUCAUCAUGGGGACCCAGUGACUCUCUACUGUGUUUUUUCAAAGGAAGAUAUCAAUAUGUUCUGGUACAAACAAAUAGUUGGGCAAAAGCCUCAAAGUAUUGUAACAAUGACAAAAUAUGAUAUGACUGUAUGGCACAAGGACUUUAACCAUUCACGUUUCAAUGUGGAGAAGGCUGAUGCUGAUGGGAUGUAUCGACUUGCUAUUACAAACACGGACCCAACAGAUGAAGCCGUGUACUAUUGUGCAGUGAGAACAGCCUAUGAAGUCAACUUUAUCAAUGGGACUCAUUUACUAUUGAAAGGUAAGAAUCACCAAAGGUCACACUACCAUACUGUGGUGCAGAGGCCAGUGUCUGACCCAGUCCAUCCAGGAGACUCUGUGACUCUGCAGUGUACAGUACUCUCUGAGACCUGUACAGGAGAACACAGUGUGUACUGGUUCAGAGCCGGAUCAGGAGAAUCCCAUCCAGGAGUCAUUUACACCCCUGGGAACAGGAGUGAUGAGUGUGAGAAGAGCCCUGAGACUCCCUCUCCUACACAGAGCUGUGUCUACAGCUUCUCAAAGAACAACCUCAGCCUCUCUGAUGCUGGGACUUACUACUGUGCUGUGGCCACAUGUGGGGAGAUCCUGUUUGGCAACGGAACAAAACUGGAUGUCAAAGUUGGGAUGGACUGUAAUGCCCUGGUUCCACUUGGUAUUGGUCUGUGUGGAGCAUUGAUGUUGAAUGCUGUUUUACUGUUCUUUAUCCACUCAAGUCAAAAGGAAACAAACGAUGACACAUCUCUACAAAUCUGUGACGCCAUUCUCAGUGCUGACCAGUUGGGCCAACAGGGAUUCAGUGGUGACUGGCUACAAUACACUGGAGUGACCUUUACCACCAAGACAACUGGAACUAGGAGAAAGAAAUGAAAGAACAGGGGAAGCAUCCAAUCGGUCAACCAUUUUAAGUUGCAACCUGACAGAAACAAGCAACCUUUUUUUACAGACAUAGAUUACAGUUUGUUUUCUACAGUUUAAAGGGGUGUAAUUCCCAGAGUUACUAACCAAUCCUGUAUACCGUGUGUGGCUUGUGCUUUCUUGUUUCUUUGAUUAUUUCAGAAAUCAAGUGUGAAUACAUGUGCUGUAAGUUUAAUUAGUAAUCCAUUUCAAAGAGUUGAACUUUGAUGACAGUUGUGUAAAUCAACUUUGUAAUUUUAUUAAAAGCUCAAUUUUAUAUAAUGUGAUGAAUCAGACAAUGUUUAAUGAUAAAGUGGUUUGAUGAUUCUACACAGCCGUACUGGUACAUGCUGGUACAUUAUAGCUAUAAUCAUGCUGUUGGAACUCAAGAAAUACUGUAGAACGUAAUUAACCUACAUUAAAUACAAUGUUUAAGAA